UCAGUUAUUUGUUUGCUAGGGAGUUAAAAGUUGUGCCACUGUCACCUGAGCUGGCAUCAAGUUACCUGGGUCCAGGUUUCACUUGAAAGGAGGUAAAGCUGAGCCUGUUCCUGGGCCUCCAUCUGCCUGGGGCCUGGGUGAGUCCUGUGGAUGUCUGAGGGGACACCACUGUCUAGGAAAAGGCUGGAUACCUUAAAGUUAGCUGACUUUGGGAGUCAGAACGAGAGUUAGUGUGUCCCUAGAGACAAAGACUGAGGGGUAAGUGUGCUCCUCACUUUGGAGUGAAAAUCAGCAGGUCCCAGAGCCAGGGCUACGGGGAAUGGGGUAAAGGUGGAGUCGGCAGUCCCUCCAGAGAGAGGAACUAGGCUGCAGCUGGGAUCUCCAAGGGGCUGGGGCUGGGACCAAAGUAUUCUCACUGGCUCUAUCCCUAGGCCCCCAACUAUGGCCCUGGACCCUGGACCCCACUCAGAGCCCCUGAAUCAUCCCCCUGGAGCCCCUAGGGAACUGGACAUUGCUGAAUCCACCGUCUGCCCUUCUGAAGAGGAAAGAAUCAGGCCAGAGCAAGCCCAGACACUGGGGCAGGGCUCUUUGGAUCCUUCUGAGCACUUACAGGGUGGGCUGAAGAACACUGAGCCUACAUCUGGUCACCCCAGAUUGCCAACGCCUUCUUCCCAUGAGGACUCCACUGGGGGCAAACACCGUGAGAGCCCUAUCUCUGGCUGGGAGGUAUUGGAGGCUGAGCAGGACCGCCUGCACCUUUGCCUAUUGGGCCUGGGUCUUCGGCUGCAGGACCUAGAGCGAGGCCUGGGGCCCUGGACAUUGGCCCAGAAUGGGAUGGUCCAGCUGCAGACCCUACAGGCAGACCUACGAGGGACAGCUGAGCGAGUAGAUGCACUGCUGGCGUUCAGUGAGGGGCUGGCACAGCGGAGUGAGCCUCAGGCCUGGGCAUCCCUGCAGCAGGUCCUGAGGGCCCUUGGAGCCCACCUAGACAGCAUCUUCUGGCGGUUGUGGCGGCUGCAGGCCCAGCUGGUCAGCUACAGCCUGGUAUUCAAGGAGGCCAACACACUGGACCAGGAUUUGGAGAUUGAGGCGGAAUCAGACUGUCCAGGACCUGGUGGGAUCUGGGGGCCCUGGGAACCCAGUAGCCUCCCCACUCCUGCAGAGUUAGAGUGGGACCCAGCAGGGGACAUUGGGGGCUUCGGGCCCUUGGGACAAAAGACAGCCUGGACACCAGGGGCUCCCUGUGAGCUGUGUGGCCACAGGGGCCCUCAGAGCAGGGGACAAGGCCUUGAGGUGAGAGCAGGACCCCACAACUCUCUCUCUCCACAGGACAUAUUCAUGUUGGGUCUCAGCCACCGGAAACACUUAGUAGGUCACCAAAGACGCUCCCUGCUCCAGAAGUCUCAGGACAAGAAGAGUCAAGCAUCUUCCAAUCUCCAGGAUGUGAUGCUGGAGGUAGAUUCUGGAGCCCCCACUCCUGUAUCCAAGUGGCCCUUGACCUUCUUCCUUCUUCUCUUCCUUCUCUUGGUGGGUUUCACAUUGCUCCUGCCCCAGUCAGGGAGCCCCUGCUGUUCUCCUGCCCGACUGGCCAGGACACCUUACUUGGUGCUCAACUAUGUCAAUGGUCCCCCCCCAAUCUGAGUACACAG
This is a messenger RNA of Myotis lucifugus (little brown bat), 1649 nucleotides long. It is a transcript of the gene SYNE4, whose product is annotated as spectrin repeat containing nuclear envelope family member 4. The transcript has 8 exons. Gene Ontology annotation, cellular component: meiotic nuclear membrane microtubule tethering complex; nuclear envelope; nuclear outer membrane. The record is from RefSeq and is a predicted model, not a curated record. The coding region runs from base 442 to 1641 and encodes 399 amino acids. Gene Ontology annotation, biological process: establishment of epithelial cell apical/basal polarity. NCBI's taxonomy places the organism in Eukaryota, Metazoa, Chordata, Mammalia, Chiroptera, Vespertilionidae.